AUGGCAGAGCAUAGCAGUGUGAAAAAAAGGAGAACUAGAUAUCAGGUUCCACAUACUGAUAAUGAAAUUAAUGUUCUUGCCCAAAUACAUAUUAACCCUGAAAAUUCUACUAGGCGAAUAGCUAAAGAAUGUGUAGUAGGAACCUCCACGGUUAAAAGAAUUUUAAAGAAACAUAAAUGCCACGGGUAUAAAUUUCAAAAAGUCCAGAAAUUACACGCUGGAGACUCUGAUAGAAGACUGAUCUUUUGUCAUUCAACAAUGAAUCCCAAUUCAAGGGAAAUGAAAUGUUUAGAAAUGGUGUUUAAGCCUACUCCACCAUAUAAGCCAGUGAAUUUGCCAUCAAAUGGGCCUUCUACGAGCAAAUGUGCUGAAGUUAUAAAGACAGAAUAUUCCAAUUUAAAAAGUGACGAGCUUGCUUUAAAUAAUAUUCCAAUAUUGAUUAUUCAAUCCGAUGAAGAUUUACUUCCAAAUGGUGACCUAAUACAAUUAGAUAGUACGGUUAAAAAUAAAACAUUUAAAUGCAUUCAUGCUUGA
Messenger RNA from Psylliodes chrysocephalus, 534 nucleotides. The record is from the annotation of a GenBank genome assembly. Lineage: Eukaryota; Metazoa; Arthropoda; Insecta; Coleoptera; Chrysomelidae.